CUAUCAUAAGCUACUGUGUAUGCGAAUGAAAAUGGUCAUACAGGUCAAGAAGACGAAACUGGACGAAACUUCAAAUCAUCUGUCCAAAAUAAAAAAUUUCUCUCCGAAAUUUAUGACUUUUUCCUGCUAGAAUACGUAGACACUAUCAAAAAAUGGUGAUAUUGUGUGUAGUUAUUACGAAAAGGGACAAAGUUAUGCAUUGUUUAUAAAUGUACGCUCAUACGUACUCUGAUUCAGCUCCAAAACUCAUCAACAAUGAAAAAAUAUCUAGAAAUCGAUGAUUAUUUCUAGACUUUUCGAGGGAAUCUAAGUAAAUGUCAUUAGUCACAACAUUUUUUGCGUAUUGUCAGUUCGUUUUUGCAAUCUGCAAGUCGUGACUUAAACUGUAUAAAUAAUAAUUUAUUAGUUAAUACCUAAACAGGAAGUUUGAAAUUAAAAUGGAAGAAAUUGUGUAUCAACAUGUAUUUGAAUUAAUUUUUAAAAGAAUACAUGAUCCGAUAGUACUAGAAAAAUUUAAACGAGUCAAUAUUAAUUGGAAUCAAUCUAUCGAUAAAAUUUUAGAAACAACAGAUUUAUGGAAAAACGCGUGUUUGAAUGAAAUCCCAUCGGAAUCAAUGACCAGUAUGAUUACUAGAUUAUUUCCGACGGUUCAUUUCGAAAAUUAUCAUCAACUUAACGACUCAAUACUCUGGCGUUCUCUUUACAUUUCCUAUAGAAAGUCGAUGAUACUCUCGAAACUUCAACCUGUAAUCCAAGUUAAUUAUGAUUUUUCUGAACUUUUGCGUCCAUAUGACUACUUUUACUCGUUAGCAAGUUGCGAUAAAUUUUUGGCUGUUCGAGAAUAUAAUGGAAAAAUUUAUGUUUUUGAUAUUAAUCAAUUAAAUGAACCUCUGUACACGGUAGACUUUCAAAACCCGAUAAGUGCCAUCAAAUUUUGGUUUCCUGAUACCGGUGAGCUAUUUUUAGUUGCAAUUAUUUUACCUCAUCACAUUAAAUUUUGGAAUCUUGGACGCAUGGUUGAAGUUCCGUGUAUCGGUAAUGCUAAAGGGUCAUAUAUAUGCUCCGGUACAAUAGAUAGAUUACUCAUUAUGCACAUCAAGAGAGGUUUAUUUGAAUACAAACAUACUGAUGACGGUAUUACAGCAUAUCGUAUAAUGGAUCGCUUAGAACCACGUGCGCUCAGUAUGCAAUUACACUCAGAAAAUAACAAAAUAACAAUUGUAGCAGAUUAUCCAAAUUUUCUACGGUUAUUCAAUUAUCGAUUACCAACAUCUGAUGAAGGAAAUGAUUUGAUUGAAGUAAACAGGAGAUCACAUUAUGACGAGAGAGAAUUCACUGAUUCAAUUCAUUAUCGUCCACCCGCAUAUUUGUUCCUCACUUCUAAUGUUAUAUUGCGGAUAAAAAACAUCGCUGAAAUAAGUUCUCUCAUAUUUUACGAUCCGCGGUUUAAUUGGCGUAUUCAUUAUCCAUUUGAAAAAUUCGGUAAAAAAAAUGUCGUAACUUCUGGCAUAUUACACGGAAAACUUUUGAUUUUAGGAUUCAAAUCAGGUCACGUACGAAUUUUUACUGUUGAAAAUAUUGAGUUGCUUAGAAGAUCUAAUUUAAGUCUUCGUUCAGGAAUUGAGUAUCAUGUAGCCGACAAAUCGAUUAAAUGGUUGGAACUUUUUGAGACUCGAAAAAAAUUAGUUAUCAUUGCAAUGGCAGACCUUAAAGUCUAUUCUAUUAAUUUUUAUCCCAACCGCACUCGGAUAAAAAACGAUAAAUGUACUAUACUAUAAUUAUAUCUAGAUAUAUACAAAUCAUAUCUAAUAAUAUAUAAUCUAUAUAUAAUGAGAUAUAAUAUGUAAUUAUAUGUAAUUACAUAUUAUAUCUAGAAGAAUUAUAUGUAUAGAAGAAGAUCUAAUGUAAUUAUUAAAUCAUCAUUAUUUCAAAUAAAUAAAUUAUAACAUGUAUUGAAAUUUUUCGAGAAAAUAAAACAAUCAAUUUAAAUA
This is a messenger RNA of Microplitis mediator, 1991 nucleotides long. RefSeq lists its product as uncharacterized. Bases 438 to 1778 code for a protein of 446 amino acids. The transcript has 8 exons. The record is from RefSeq and is a predicted model, not a curated record. Gene Ontology annotation, molecular function: protein binding. Lineage: Eukaryota; Metazoa; Arthropoda; Insecta; Hymenoptera; Braconidae.